Callithrix jacchus (white-tufted-ear marmoset) is the source of this 677-nucleotide messenger RNA. RefSeq lists its product as uncharacterized. Lineage: Eukaryota; Metazoa; Chordata; Mammalia; Primates; Cebidae. The record is from RefSeq and is a predicted model, not a curated record.
CAUUGUUCUGCUCCUCUUUAUAAAGGGAGCUGCCACAUUUCUCCCUGCACAGAGUUGAGGGCAACUCCAACUCUCCUGCAAGAUGCUGCUGAUUCUGCUGUCAGUGGCCCUGCUGGCCCUGAGCUCAGCUCAGAGCUUGAAUGAAGAUGUCAGCCAGGAACAACCUCUCUCCCUAAUAUCAGAUGGAGGAGACUCAAACCAGAGCUCAGAGGAGAAGCCUCAGAGACCGCCUUUUGGAGGACGCCCACCUAAGCCCCCUGCUGGUAAUGGAAGCCAGGAUGAAAGGCCUCCGCAUAGACCACCUCCACAAGAAGGCCACAAGCCCCAAGGUCCCCCACCUCCUCCAGGAAAGCCACAAGGACCACCCCCACCAGGAGGCCAUCCCCAGAAGCCUCACCCACCUCCUGCUGGAAAGCCCCCGGGACCACCUCCACCAGGAGGCCAUCCCCAGAAGCCUCACCCACCUCCUGCUGGAAAGCCCGAGGGAACACCUGCACCUCCUCAAGAGAGCAAACCACCCAAACCUCCCCAGGAGCAGCUUUCUGAGUAAUCUAGGCUUCACUGACAGGAAGUGAAUAAGAAGAUGACAGUGAUUCAAGUGAUUCAAAUGCCGUAACAUUGGAAUAAGGCAGCCGUAGCUCUAAUUUCAAUAUACCAAUAAAAGAGUCAGCUUGCAA